AUGGGGACCUUGUCCUAUUAUGAGAUUCUCUCGUCCGCCCCGCUCACGUUUGUGGUCGGCCCUAGCGGGACAGAGUUUGCCAUGCAUUCUGCCCUCGUCGCCGCCCAGUCGCGUUCUCUCAGAUUGCUCGUCAACGAUUACAGGCAGGAAGCUCUCGGACGACGCGUCGAAUGGCCGUGGACCGAUGAGGCAACAUUUUUGUUCUUCUCCGAGUUUGCCUACACGGGAGACUACAACGGCCCAGAAUGUUAUAUUACCGCUCCCCCCGAAUAUGAGCAGCAAGCGGCGGCAGACGAUGAUGACUGGGACACACCGGAGCCAACGCCGGAAAAGAACAGAGAAUCAUCGACACUGGCCGUGGCCAAGAAACGGUCUUCGGUUGCCGCUGCGCGGCUUCCGAGGCGAUUCACGAAGGCGUGCCCUGAUGAUUUCUGCAACCAUGACGAAGUGAAUUGGCCCGAUAGUUUCGCCGUUCUCAGCGCCCACGCCCAAAUGUAUUUGUUUGCAGACCAGCACGGCAUUAAGCCGUUGCGAACUCUCGCUCUGCGCAAGCUGCACCGCAUCCUUGUGCACUUUCGGCUGAAUCACAAGAGCAUCGGGCACAUUGUUUGGCUCGUACGAUACAUAUACGACAACACCCCGGCGGACUCGAACGAUCGGCUGCGGUCCAUGGUGAGCUUGUACGGAGCUUGUACAUUUUUUAAAUUCAAGCAUAACGUAGAUGUUGAUUGGCUCAUGCGGACGGUCGGCGAUUUUGCAGGCGACGUCUUCCAAAAGAUGAAUCCAAAUGAGACUUCUAUGGACUGUUAUUUUUUGGACUAG
This is a messenger RNA of Sporothrix schenckii 1099-18, 822 nucleotides long. RefSeq lists its product as uncharacterized. The record is from RefSeq and is a predicted model, not a curated record. The coding region runs from base 1 to 822 and encodes 273 amino acids. The transcript has 2 exons. NCBI's taxonomy places the organism in Eukaryota, Fungi, Ascomycota, Sordariomycetes, Ophiostomatales, Ophiostomataceae.